Molecule: messenger RNA, 384 nt
Organism: Cucurbitaria berberidis CBS 394.84
Lineage: Eukaryota; Fungi; Ascomycota; Dothideomycetes; Pleosporales; Cucurbitariaceae
Product: vacuolar transporter chaperone-like protein 1
Exons: 2
Coding region: 1-384 (127 amino acids)
Cellular component (GO): vacuolar transporter chaperone complex; fungal-type vacuole membrane
Source: RefSeq, a predicted model, not a curated record
AUGUCUACCCAACCUCUCCUCCAGACUGCGCCGGGCAAGCGUAUUGCCCUGCCCACCCGCGUCGAGCCCAAAGUCUUCUUCGCCAACGAGCGCACCUUCCUCUCCUGGCUCAACUUCACCGUUAUCCUUGGCGGCCUAGCCAUCGGCCUCCUCAACUUCGGAGACAACAUCGGAAAGAUCUCCGCCGGUCUAUUCACCCUCGUCGCCAUGAUGGCUAUGAUUUAUGCGCUGUUUACGUUCCACUGGCGCGCGAAGAGCAUACGGAUGAGAGGCCAGGGAGGCUUUGAUGAUAGGCUAGGCCCGACCAUCUUGACGAUUGCUCUCUUUGCAGCAGUCGUAGUGAACUUCGUGCUGAGGUUGACCGUGGGAAGUGAUAGGAAAUAA